Auanema sp. JU1783 is the source of this 1962-nucleotide messenger RNA. NCBI's taxonomy places the organism in Eukaryota, Metazoa, Nematoda, Chromadorea, Rhabditida, Rhabditidae. The record is from the annotation of a GenBank genome assembly.
AUGACUACGGCAGAAAUAUUUGUCACGCGUGUGUCUGGUUGUACAACAACUGUUAUCAACAUUGCCGAAGAUGCAACAGAAAUAAUUCAGAAAAAUUAUCAAACAGAGGCUUCCAACAGACAAGGAAAUCGUUUGAAUAGACUUCGCAAUAGGAUAUACUCAGACAAGUCUGGAUUCUCACAAUUCUUAUUUACGAUCUUCUUGGCUUUGCUAGUCAUGAUCGUUUUAGUAACUCUCCUGUUGGUGUUCAGUCAGCCGGCGUCUACUUCGCCGUUGUCCUCUGGUCCUUUCGAAUGGCCAGGCCCAUCCGAUAGCGUUGAAGGUCAUUUUGAAAAAGCCGCCGUAACGACAGAUAAUGGAAUCUGUUCAGAAAUCGGAGGAAACAUUUUGAAAAAAGGAGGAAAUGCCAUCGAAGGUUCUAUAGCUGUCAUGUUUUGCUUAGGAAUUGUUAAUCCACAAUCCAGCGGGCUUGGCGGAGGAUUUCUCAUGACUUUGUAUAACAAAACCGAAGGCAAAUGUAUAGCAAUCGAUGCACGUGAAAGUGCACCCGCUGCUGCGUUUGAAAAAAUGUUCAUUGGAGAUAGUGACGGAUCGAAAUACGGGUUCAAAGCUGCUGCCGUCCCCGGCGAACUAGCAGGAUAUUGGUAUACUUUCACAAGAUUCGGCUCAGGCAAAGUACAAUGGAAAGAUCUCAUUGAGCCUUCUAUCCGCUUGUGCCGUGAAGGUGUCCCUGUUUCACAAUAUUUAGAUGAUGUAAUGAAAGUCAAAGAAAGACACUUCAGAUUAUUCCCAAGCAUGAAAGACUGGAUCAAUCCGUCCACAAACGCCACAUACAAAGUCGGAGAUCUUCUCCCUCGACUGAAACUAGCUAACACCUUAGAAAAGAUAGCUGAGAGCUCGGAUCCCGUUGAGUUGUUCUAUCGUGGGGAAAUGACUGAGGUCAUGGCAAAAGAGUUCGAGAACGGAGGUGGAAUAAUAACCAAAGAAGACUUCGCAAACUAUAAAGUGCGGGUUUACGAGACAGCACUUAUCAACGACCAUUUCCGAGGUGACUUAGUUAUGUGUGGAGGACCCCCACCCUCAUCUUUCGCAGUCACUCAACUCGCUGUCUCCAUCAUGAGCAGACUUUACCCAGAAGGACAUAACAUAGACAUUCAGUCUGACCCAAUCGCUACGCAUCACUUCAUAGAAGCAAUGAAGUUUGCUUAUGCACAAAGAACUCUCCUCGGAGACCAUGACUUCGUCUCAGGAGCCUUAGAACUUUCACAAAAUUUAACAACUCAGAGCUACUUGGAUUGGGUUAUUUCUCGCGUUCAAGACAAAGCACAACCCACAGAAAGCUACGGAGGGAUCGAUCAAGCUCAUGUACCUGACCAUGGAACUUCACAAGUAACCAUUCUUGACGAGUACGGAAAUGGUGUCUCUUCCACUACAACAAUCAACAGAUGGUUCGGUGCUGCCGUAGAGUCAGAAGCAUACGGAAUUUUAUGGAACGACGAAAUGGACGAUUUCUCAACUCCGGGAAUGGCUAAUGGAUUUGGUUUUGCUCCUUCUGAGACCAACUUUAUCGCUCCAGGAAAAAGACCAAUGAGCAGCAUGAGCCCAAUGGUAAUUUUCAACAAGAAAACUAAAGAGCCCCGCAUGGUUAUUGGCGGAUCGGGUGGCUCAAAAAUCAUCUCAUCAGUUGCAAAGGCAGUAAUCCGCUCUCUAGUUUUUGGCCAAUCAAUCAAAGAAGCAAUUGAUUCACCCAUGAUUCAUAAUCAGUUCACACCAGAUAUCACUCAACUUGAUGAUUCUUUCCCCAAGGAGCUGAAAUCGGUCCUUGAAUGGAAAUACGGACAGAAAUUCAGAAAUACUACAGGAUUUGAAGGAAUCGUUCAAGGCAUUACCUCUGGCACCGAUGGAAUUUCAGCUAGUGGUGACUUCCGACGAAAAACAAAGCAAGUCCCUGCAGGAUAUUGA